Acanthochromis polyacanthus (spiny chromis) is the source of this 2658-nucleotide messenger RNA. RefSeq names its product SAC3 domain containing 1 (gene sac3d1). The record is from RefSeq and is a predicted model, not a curated record. The transcript has 4 exons. NCBI's taxonomy places the organism in Eukaryota, Metazoa, Chordata, Actinopteri, Pomacentridae. Gene Ontology annotation, cellular component: spindle; nucleus; centrosome. The coding region runs from base 65 to 1264 and encodes 399 amino acids. Gene Ontology annotation, biological process: spindle assembly; centrosome duplication.
ACCAGUUUCGUGACUUUUCAUUGGUUGAUACUGAAACCGACGACCUGCCUAUUCUGAAGAACCAAUGAACCGCAGGAGAGCUGGACGUCGCAUCUCUCACUCACAGAGGAGGGGUGCACCAUCAGGAGGACAGUGGAGACAGACUAACAAAGACCAGUGGCAAGAUGAAGGUACACCGCAGGUUAGAGAGGUGGUCGGAGAGCAGCAGAGACCCAGACAACAUGGAAGAGAAGCAGGGCCCAGAGGGACCUGCCAGACCAUGUGUCCGGCUCGCGAGCUUAGGGACCGCGAGGCUCAGAACCGCCUCCACCGUUUCGAGAUGUUACCAGGCACAGAGAGAGAUCGGCGGCCGAGAGGAGACCCUCUGCGUGCCGUCAAGGAAUACUCCAGACCAGCUGCUGGGAAAGACUCGACAAACCCCACUGAGCUCCGACCGCCUGCUGUGCUGCUGAAAACUGUGCGUUACCUUAUAGAUGAAAUUACUGCCCCCUCUCAUCAGCAUCCGUGGACUGAGGUGUACAGCUUCGUCUUUGAUCGGCUGCGCAGCGUGAAACAGGACAUGAUCAUCCAGAGGGUGUCUGGGUCGGACUGUGUGGCCAUUUUAGAGCGGACGGUGCGUUUCCUCAUCUACGCUUCCUACCGUCUUUGUGGCGAACCGCUGCGGCUCUACGACCCUCGCAUCAACGACACUCACCUGCAGGAAUACCUGAGCUGGCUGUUAGACUGCUACGCGACUGGAUCAGAAGCACACCCCAACCAGGAGGAGUUCCAGGCUCUCGCUUUGCUGUACAACUUGGGUUCAGCUCGUGCCACGCAGCACAUCAUGGAACUCCCAGAGCGACUCCGCAGCACUCCAGCCAUCACGCUCGCUCUUUCCAUCAACCAAGCGUUUCUGGAGCGAAACCCCGUCCGUCUGCUCCGGUUGGCUCGCAGGCUGAACUUCCUGCAGACCUGUGCGCUUCACCGUCACCUGGCGGCGUGUCGCAGAGAUCUGCUGCUGGUAUACAGCCACGGAUUCAGCAGCCGGAACUGUCGCUUUCCACUGGAAAGACUUUCUCAGCUCUUGUCUUUGGACACGUUGCUCACAGCUCAGCUCUGUCAGACGUACGGAGUCGAGGUGAACCAGGACAACCAAGUGGUUUUCUCCAAAGCUGCUUUCUCUGAGCCAGAACAAGGAAAACUGCACUGUAAUCUGUAUCACAGCAUAGUGUCUGAAAAACAGAAAGACCUGACUGUUCAGAACAUCAUUCACGGCUGCGCUUGAGACAGAAAAAGAGUAAAAACAAAGGGUCAUCAUAGGGAAAUGGUCUGUUUCUCCUUUAGGCUCCACAGUGACAUUUGCAGGGAAGUGAAGUCUUGUUCAUAUUUCUGCUUAGUCUGACUUACUGGAUGCAAGCUGCAGCUACAAUCCUGAUAUUUCAGGUGGCUUUCUCCAUCCCUAUCUACACUCUACAUGAUUUUCAGAAACAGUCUCACUCCAGCGACAUCCUCCAAGCAAGCAACCUGCCACGCUGAAAGUUUUAUGGAGGCUUUAAGGAUAAUGAGGUGCAUAAUUUCAUGUUUUGUUUUUUUUUGCAUUAAUAGGGAAAUUAUCUGUUUGUUCCACAUAGAACUCUCAGUAUAAUAUGGAGGGAAUUGAAAUCUUUAUCAGACAUUUCUUGACAUCAUAUUUCUGCUUAGUCUGACUCAGAUUGUAGGUAGAAUCCUGCCGUUGGCUGUGCUUUUCAGGUGGCUUUCCCUUCCCCGUCUGCAAUCUAAAUGUUAACUUUUUAAAAUCCGUCUCACAUCAACAAUAACUUCCAAGUGAGUAAUCUUCCACGCUGAAAAUUAAAAAUAUUGUUGAGGAUUUUUAUUUUAUUUUUUUAGAGUAGUGAGUUGUAGGGAGGCUUCAAGUAAUAUGAUGCUUUUUUUUUUUUUUUUUUACGUUAAUCAGGAAAUAGUCUGUCUGCUCCACGUAGAACUCAAAGUGAAAUAUGCACUUGUGGGCAUCGUAUUUCUGCUCAUCUGGUUUUGCCCUUUUUUUUUAGGUGAAUUAGCAGUUUUGAUCACAGUUCCCUCAUUCCUGCAUGCAAAUGUUCCACCACAACUUUUCUUCCAUCAUUACUUUUAGGGAACACCAAAAUCCAGCCAUGGACGUAGCACCACAAACAAGAACGAGCAUUUUAUUUUCCCUACAGCAGAAUGAAAAUGAGAUGCAGCAAGACUACGAGUAAUGCGAGGGAUUAUUUGGUUUUCGUAGGAAAACGGUUUGCUCUUCAGAGAGUUCACUGAAAUUUACAGGGAAUUCAAAUCUUAUUCUCGGACACUUGCGAGCAUCAGAUUUCUACUCAUUUAACAAUUUUACUGCCUCAAAGAUUGUCGUCUGAGCCUCUUUAGGAUGGAUUAUUUCUCUGAAGCCUAACACCUGUUUGUUUUUAUCAACAAAAUGUGUUUGAUUUUUAAGAAACAUGCCUCCGUUGUUGUUGAGCCAAAGGUCUGCUGAGCAAAUGUCAACUUACUGUAAUGACUUUAAGAUGUGAAUUACUUUUAUAUCGCUGCCUGUUAUUGGUUAUAUUGAACCGUUUGAAUAUUCUGUUGGUAUCAUGUAAUGUUUUGUGUUGAUUUAUUCUCCAGAAAUGCAGUAUUUUGGAAACAUUUCAAUAAAUCUUUGUUACCUCA